UUUUCUGAAAUUUUAUAUUACACGUAACUAAAAUAUUAUUUUAUUUAACAUAUUUUAAUUUAUUUUUUAUUUUAAAAACUUGUGAUUUUUAUUAAAUUAUAUUUAAGAGAAAAAAGUUUAAAAUGCUUAUGGCGCAAAUAAAAAUUAAAGAAAUAAAAAGAAUUCAAAAAAUUUUAAAAGUAUUUAAAAAAAAAUCUAUUACAACCACUCUGUAAGUCAUAAAACCACAACAACACUACAAAACAAAUACUUGCCUUCGUUACAAAUAUGUAAAUAGAGUUGCCAGUUCUAGUACCUAUUUUGAGUUAGGUAUUUUAAGUGAUGUUGUAAAAAAUAAAACUAAUCCAAAACUAAAAACUGAACUUUAAUUAUUUGUAUAUAUAGAAACUUAAGUGCUUUCCUAAAAUUUGCAGUAUAAUUUGAACACAGCUGACUAUUCAUUGCUGUCAGUUUGACAUUUCUUGUAUUUAUUUUUCGCAUAGCUUGUUUAUUGUUGUGUGUACACUUUUGUGUAUUUUCAGCUGAUGCUGAUUUUAGUUGUUUUUGUGUUUUUGAAAGGUAUUUAAAGUAAAUCUAGGAGGAAUUAUUGUGUUUACUAUAAAAAAGAGAGUAUUUUACAACGUUUGCAAUGACUUGUUUGCUUUGCAUGGAGGAUGCCACAACGCCGGCACAACGUUUCAUUGAUAUUUUCUCUGAAGAAGGUUGCCAAAUGACAGUCUGCAGCAUUAUAGCUAAACAUCUUUGGUUGAAACCGGAACGAGAUAUAUGUACGGGGCAACGCAUUUGCUGGACAUGUUGGGAGGCUUUACGUGAUUUUCAUAAAUUUUAUCAACGUAUAGCUGCGAUACAUAAUCAUGCUGAUUGGAAGACUCCAUUUGUUCAUAUUGAGCAUGAAGACGAUCCAUUGCCACAGGAAAUUCAUAUAAAAUCGGAAGUUACGGAUGAUGCCGAAGAAAAACUGCAGAAUUCCAUAAAUGUGGGAGAGAACAUGUUCGAGUCAGAAGCAAUAUUGGAAGUGGCAUACACACCUACAGAUUUAUUACCGCAAGUCGAAAUUAUCGAGGGGAGCAAACCAAUAAGUGAAAAAGUGCAAUCCGCGAAGCGUCGAGGUCGUCCACCAAAAGAUGCAAAUGCGAAACUAUCAGCAACUACUAAAGGUGUUAAAAAAUUACCAACACAACGUAAACACAAAGAUCACAUUAAAAACAAACACGAUCCGGAGAGCACAAUUAUUUGUGACAAAUGUGGCAAGCAAGUGCCCGCGCAGGACAUGAAGGAACACAAUAAACUGGAGCAUUCCAAAGUGCCGCGACCUAUUCCACCUAAGCCAAGGCAGUGUCAGUUAUGUGGCACUUGGUUGCGACACAUGUCUGCCCUUAAACAGCAUAUGAAAACAAUUCAUGCAGGUCCGUGCGGUGAACAUCCUUGUCAGAAUUGUAAACAAGUUUUGACGUCGGCACGAGCACUUAAGCGCCACGUUUACCUCAAUCAUGAAAGCGAAGGCAAAUUCAAAUGUACAAUGUGCGAGAAGACAUUCAAGCGCCCAAAGGAACUUAAGGAACACACCACAACACAUACCGGUGAAGUGUUAUACACGUGUACCGAUACGGCAAGUGCAACAAGAGAUUUUAUCGCGCCAAGGAUUAACGCAAGUGACAGUACGAUUAGUGCGGAAUGUGACAAUGCCAAUCCGUCCACAAUGUACGAGAAAGCAUUCCAGCACCCACAGUAUCUUAAAGAACAUACCUCAACACAUACCGGUGAAGUGUUCUACACAUGUCCUGAAACAAUAGGGGCAACAAGGGAUUUUUUCGCACAGAAGAUUGAGGCAUGUGACAGUACGCUUAGUACAGAAGGUGGCAGUGCAAAAUCGGAUUCCGUGCCACAACUUUUAGAAAUGACAUUUCUAUAAGAUUCUGCUGUUAUAUUUUAUUUCUUACGUGCAAUUCAAAAAUUAUACAACAAAUGAUGCAUGUAGUAUUAUAUUUAUAAUUUAAAAACAAAAAUAUUUUAAAAUAAAAUAAAAAAAAUUAAAUCUCCCCGACGGGGAAUUGAA
Messenger RNA from Zeugodacus cucurbitae (melon fly), 2056 nucleotides. RefSeq names its product zinc finger protein 91. Gene Ontology annotation, cellular component: nucleus. The transcript has 6 exons. Gene Ontology annotation, biological process: regulation of transcription by RNA polymerase II. Gene Ontology annotation, molecular function: transcription coregulator activity; zinc ion binding. The coding region runs from base 629 to 1912 and encodes 427 amino acids. NCBI's taxonomy places the organism in Eukaryota, Metazoa, Arthropoda, Insecta, Diptera, Tephritidae. The record is from RefSeq and is a predicted model, not a curated record.